AUGGAAGAUGAAGAGGCAGCAGUACAAUCACCAUAUGAUAUGUUGGAGAUGAUCUUUCCAACCAUCGGUAGAGAACACAUUGCAAAGGAACUAGAAGCAAACUAUUAUGAUUUGUUAAGAACACUUUAUAAACUUUUACAGUCUGAUGACUAUGCUGAAGAUGUUCAACCAGGACAUAUGAUAAAUGAACAAUUUCCUAAUAAUCAAAAUAACAACAAUAAUUAUGAUAAUAAUAAUAAUUACAAUAAUAAUAAUAAUAAUAAUAAUAAUGAAUUAGUAGUUGGACAAUCAACAGAAUUGGAUACACAAAUAUUUCAAAAGAAGUUUAUUCCAAUACCAGUGGCAUGUAGAUUCUUUAUGGAGGGUGCUUGUGUCAAUGAAAACUGUCGUUUCAUACACGAUGACUCUGUAAAACCAAAGGUUACUACUGUUUGUAAGUACUUUCUCAAUGGACAGUGUUUUGUAAAAGGUUGUCCAUUCAAACAUUCUCGUGAAACCGUUUUAUGUAAAUAUUGGUUAAGAGGAACAUGUUGUAAAAGAGAUUGUAUAUUUUCACAUCAAAUCGAUCAAACUGUACAUACCUAUACAAUGACACAGGCAGAUAAAAAUGCAACCAUUGGAAACACCUACAAUGGAACUGCAGAGUCUACUGCCAAACAGCUAUCAUCAAACUUUGAAAAGAACUUUCCUACACUUGGUGGUGGUGGUGGUAGUGGAACUUCAAAUAAGAAUACAAAGAAAUCAUUUAAUAAUCAAAAUAAUAAUAAUAAUCAAAAUACUAAUCAGAAUAAUAAUAAUAGUCAACAAGAAUCUUUAACACAAAUUACAACCGAAAAUACUAAUAAUAAUAAUAAUAAUAAUAAUAAUCAGAAUCAGAAUCAACAAAGAAAAACAAUUCAACAAACAGAUCAAUUCCCAACUUUAUCUAUGGGAGGUCAUCAAAGAAAGAAUCGUAAUAACUAUAAUAAUAAUAAUAAUAAUAACUAUAACCACUCGACAUCUGUUGAUUCGAUUGAUAUGAAUUACAAGAUAAAGAUUGGUCAAUUGGAGAAUAUGUUUAAAAAUAUACAAUUGGAUACAAUCAUAAAGGAGUUGGAAUGCAAUGAAAAUGAUUUCGAAAAGACAAAGGAUUCACUAAAGAGUCGUUAUGGAGUAAGCUCUCCACAAAACAUUUCAACUAAAUCAACAUCUAGUGUGGCCGAUGAUGAUCGCAAUUAUUAUGGUGAUGCACCAUUAAGCAAUAUAAAGGUUCAAGAAAAUGUUGCAUUUGGUAAAAGUUUUGUUUGGAGCGAUACCGGUGAGUAUGUCAGCUCACUAUACAUUCUUCAUCGUGAUGAAGCUAUCAAACAUGCUCGAGAAAGAAAUCGUUUGUUUAGUUUGGCAGCAAUGGCAUUUAAUAAUGGUGAUCAUUCUACGGCUCGUCAACUCUCUCAUCAAGGACACGACCACAAUCGUCUCAUGAGAGAACUACAUGAAAAGGCCAAACAAGAGAUCUUUAAACAAAGAAAUGUAGGACAUGGAAAUGAUAUGAUCGAUUUGCACGGCCUACAUGUAAGAGAGGCAAUAGAAAUAUUAGAAAACUAUUUAGGUGUAUCCAGUCCACUCUAUAUCAUUGUUGGAACAGGACAUCAUACAAACCAAGCACGUCUACCAAACAAGGUAAAAGAAUUUAUAACCAAUCAAGGAUAUAAAUAUCAAGAUUGUUCUACUGAUGGUAGAGAAGGUAUGAUCAUGGUUUAUAGAUAA
Messenger RNA from Cavenderia fasciculata, 1746 nucleotides. Its product is annotated as small MutS related family protein. The record is from RefSeq and is a predicted model, not a curated record. The coding region runs from base 1 to 1746 and encodes 581 amino acids. The transcript has a single exon. NCBI's taxonomy places the organism in Eukaryota, Evosea, Eumycetozoa, Acytosteliales, Cavenderiaceae. Gene Ontology annotation, molecular function: metal ion binding.